CAUUCCCAGGUGAGGACCUCUUCUCUGUCAUACUAACUUUAAGCCAAAGAGAAGGUGGGGAGGAGGAUCUGUGUGUCAGCCAGUGAGUGCCAGGACUUUGCAUGGAUCUCUGCUCUUUCCUCAGUGUCUGUGAGAACAGCAGCAUGUAUUCUGAUGAUAGGUGACAAUGAUCUGCCACUAUCCCCCACAUCCACUCAUCACAGGAGGAGGAAUAACCAGAGACCCUGCCUGCCUUGUUGUGCUUGCAAUGAGCUGGGAUUGACUUGGAGCAGUUGUGGAGCUGCUGGUACUGAGAGCUGUUUGGCAUCAUUUGCAUUACUAGCCUGGACCUGCAGGAGCUAUGCAUCUGGACUUCAGGAGCUGGGUACUGGCCACUGUCACCUUGUUGGUGGUCUUCCUCAUCUUGGCGGAUAUAUCUGAGCUGGAGGAAGAAAUCGGGAGCACUGGAGGAAGAGGUACAAUCAGAUCAGCUGUGGAAAGCUUACAUAGCAAAUCUAAUAGAGCGGGAUUAUCAAUAAACGACUCAAGUAUUCCAGCUGUUACAAACAGAAGCAAUGAAAGCGUCAAAUUACAUCUGAAACCAGCAACAGUGAAAUGGAGACACAAUGAGACACUGACAAUGAAGAUCAGGAAGCAAAUUUUGCAUUUCCUGGAUGCUGAAAGGGACAUAUCGGUUCUAAAAGGGACUCUGAAACCAGGAGAUAUUAUACAUUAUAUAUUUGACCGAGACAGCACCAUGAAUAUAUCUAAGAACCUGUAUCAGCUGUUGCCAAGAACUUCCCCAUUGAAAAACAAAAACUUCAAGACGUGCGCUAUUGUGGGAAACUCUGGCAUUUUACUCAACAGUGGCUGCGGAAAAGAAAUUGAUGCACAUGACUUUGUCAUAAGAUGUAACUUGGCACCAGUUGAAGAAUUUGCAAGUGAUGUUGGUAUGAAGACACAUUUGGUAACUAUGAACCCAUCUGUGGUGCAACGUGCAUUUGAGGACCUUGUGAAUGACACGUGGAAGGAUAAAUUUUUGCAGCGUCUGAAAAGCUUGAAUGAAAGCAUCCUAUGGAUUCCAGCAUUCAUGGCUAAAGGAGGAGAGGAGCGAGUGGAAUGGGUUAAUGACCUUAUUAUAAAACACCAUAUCAACGUACACACAGCCUACCCUUCUCUACGUCUCCUCCAUGCUGUCAGAGGGUAUUGGUUAACCAACAAGGUGCACAUAAAAAGACCUACUACAGGAAUCCUAAUGUACACAUUGGCAACUCGUUUCUGUAACAGAAUUGACUUAUAUGGCUUUUGGCCUUUCUCGAGGGAUCUCCACCAGAACCCUGUAAAAUAUCACUACUAUGACAGUCUAAAAUAUGGAUACACGUCACAGGCAGGUCCACAUGCAAUGCCACUGGAAUUUAAAGCCUUGAAAAAUCUACAUCUACAGGGGGCUUUGAAACUUACAGUUGGUAAAUGUGAAUCAGCCACAUAGCAUCUCAUUCUGAGCUUUCCUUCGUAAAACACAAAUCAGUUGGACAAGGAUAGGAGGAUGUCAGUGAUAUUGUCAAGAUUUUAUUGAGUUGAAAAAGUUUUGUUGGCUUUACAUAUGGAAACGAAAAAGAAUCAUCCUAAAGGGAGAUCAGAUAUGUAAGACAACUAGACACUUCUAGCUUGGAAUCUAUGUGUCACAGUAUGGUGGAGCACACAAUCCAUGCUAUUUGCCUUUUUACCGUGAAAGAGUAGUACUAGUAACACAAUACAAACCCUAUCUGAGAGGAAGAUACUUUUGGUGCUAUCACUAUACAUGAAGAUUGUCUGUAAUUUGGAUUUACUUCUUCCUCCUGCCAUUUGUGGAAACACUUUGUCGAUUAUGAUGGUCUUUCUUGAUCGAGAGGAUGGCACUCACUCCUAUCCAGCAGAUGUAACCAAAUUGCAUCAACAAUAUUCCUGUUUAUUAGGAACACAGUGCUAUUGAUGUCUUAGGAUAAUUGUUCAAGUUUGUUGCAAUGAAAUAUGAGCCUCAGAUGUUUCUAGUACUGCUUCCAGCAAGUGCUGGUUUGUGCCUAUAACUACAAUUCAACUAUUCAUAUCAAAGAAAAUGAUCAGAUGUACAACCAUAUCAUAAUAUUUGCAUUUGGAGUAGAAACUAUACAUACAGGCUUUAUAUAAUGCAUAUGUGACUGUAUUUUGAUGUGUACAAAAAAAAAAAAAAAAAGAUAAUGUUCACCAGUCAGGAAAUAGCACAUUCAUUUAUAUAUAACACUAUGUUAUAAUCAUCUCAUUGUUCAUAAAAAUAGGUGACAAACAAUUGUCCUGUGAGGUCUGAGUAUUUAUACUAGAAAACAGUAUUCUGGUAGUAAAGAUUUGAGGUCAUUUGUGAGUUAAACCUUUCAAAGAUCUAAAAAUAAUAAUGUGACUGAUACUUACACCAGUUCAAGUGUUCCGUGUUUGGGGUCCAGUGUAGCCAAAUAAAGUAUAAAUUAUACAUAGUGUCAAAAACCAUAUUGACUUUGUAAAGAUCUUUAAUAUGUUCCGAAUUUGUUUUGUAUUCAAAUGGUCAUUGCUCAUGGCUAGUUCAGUCGGGUUCAGUCUGUUACUUUAGUGUGGAGAUGGGUAGUAAGAGGUGUAUUGUAAUAUGUGUGAUACCAGGUUAUUUGUGGUCAAUACUGUUCGUGAUUCUAGAAAAGUAAAGGACAACUAAAGCACUGCCAUAAUAUCUUCUCCAGAACCUCUGGGCCAACAGACUGAUUCUGAAACAGAAAAACAGCUUGGAAACGCUUUUGCUAAUAGAAAUUUCACAACUUUCCAAUGAUGUGGUGACACAAAACUCAUUUACUGGGAGGAUUUCAUCUGUUUUAUUAACACAAUGCUUACAUUCUCUAAGCUACGGGGAAAUAAAUUUUAAUUGCUGAAGAAACAAGAAAGAGGGUGUUAUCGGGAGAGUCCUUACGUUACAGACAGACCUCUUAUUCCAUCUCAAGUACUGAUUGCCGGGGAAAGUUCUGUUCUGCUAAGUAUUAAAUGUAAGAGUAUUAUAAUGAUUCAUGGCACAGGGAACGGACCUCAGUUUGGUUUUGUAGUGUCUGGAACCAUAUACACAAUUUACCAUGGAUACUUUUAUGAAUGAAUAAAUAAAUGUAAAGACGGGAAAAUAAGUAAAAUAUUUCCUCCUUUUUUAUCUUUUUUCUUGAGCACUCCGGGGGUCAUAUUCAAAACUCUUCACGUCAAAAACUUUGCGUUUCGCACAAAAGAAAUUUCCAUCAGACAUUCAAAGUGUUUAACAUGAGAGUGAUCUAAUGUUUACACUAGUCACACCAGUUUUGCAAAAGUAGGCGUGGUUAUGUAAAUUUCCUGUUUUACAUGAUAUUUUCAAAGGAGUCCAUUUUACAUCAAAAUUUCACAUUACCUCUUUGCUAAUGUAUAAAUCACAGAAAUGGUUGAAGUGUAUUUGUUCUUGUUUUUUCUUUCUUUUUUUUUAAAAUGUGUUAUUUAAUUAAUCAUUAAAAAAUAAAUAAUUAUUAUUGGAAAAUGUUAA
Messenger RNA from Hyla sarda, 3511 nucleotides. It is a transcript of the gene ST8SIA2, whose product is annotated as ST8 alpha-N-acetyl-neuraminide alpha-2,8-sialyltransferase 2. The record is from RefSeq and is a predicted model, not a curated record. Lineage: Eukaryota; Metazoa; Chordata; Amphibia; Anura; Hylidae. Gene Ontology annotation, molecular function: alpha-N-acetylneuraminate alpha-2,8-sialyltransferase activity. Bases 341 to 1468 code for a protein of 375 amino acids. The transcript is spliced from 6 exons. Gene Ontology annotation, biological process: N-glycan processing; oligosaccharide metabolic process.